Arachis stenosperma is the source of this 483-nucleotide messenger RNA. RefSeq lists its product as uncharacterized. The transcript has 2 exons. NCBI's taxonomy places the organism in Eukaryota, Viridiplantae, Streptophyta, Magnoliopsida, Fabales, Fabaceae. Bases 1 to 483 code for a protein of 160 amino acids. The record is from RefSeq and is a predicted model, not a curated record.
AUGGAAGCUUUUGCAAACUAUCAGAGUAAUGAAGAAGAAGCUAGAAGCAAGCUAAAGACCAUUAUUAUCCUGGAGGGUCCUCAAUUUUCAACCACCACAAGUGCUGAAGGAAUAAUCUCUCUUAAACCCGAAGCAAGCUGGACCGAAGAAGACAGAAAGAAGGUGGAGCUCAAUGCUAAAGCUGUCAACUUGCUCAACUGUGCUAUCAACUUUGAGAAAUACCGACGGGUAUCACGAUGCACAACGACAAAGGAAAUCUGGGAUAAACUUCAAAUCACUCAUGAAGGAAUCACCAUAGUGAAGAAGACUAGGAUAGACAUGCUGAACAGAGAAUAUGAAAUGUUCUCAAUGAAGGAAGGAGAAUCAAUAGAUAAAAUGUUUGAAAGAUUUAACAUUAUCAUUGUUGGCUUGGAUGCUCUGGGAAUUACAUAUCCUGAUUCUGUGCUUGUGAGGAGAGUUUUGAGAUGUCUCACAAAAGAGUAG